Molecule: messenger RNA, 1566 nt
Organism: Knipowitschia caucasica
Lineage: Eukaryota; Metazoa; Chordata; Actinopteri; Gobiiformes; Gobiidae
Source: the annotation of a GenBank genome assembly
AUGCGUUUGACAGGAGCUGAAGACCACAACAGAUUGGAGAGGAUAGAGGCGUGUGGUUCAAAAUGUUCUCAGGGUCUCAUCUGUAGUAUGAAGUCCCACUUUCUCUUUCCGUUGCCAUGUAAGAGCCCACCUGAGGAAUUCCACACACCUGCAGUAUUUCAGAACCUCAGUCUGUCCACAGUCUUGAGGUGCGAUGAGAGAGACAAGUGCUCAAUGUAUCUGAGGAUCCAAACCAGACUACAACUGUCAGACAGUAUCAAAGGUGUGUCUAUCUGCACCUCCAGCCCAGGACUGUUCCCAAACUGCAGAAUUAUCAGCUUCAGCAGAGACUCAAGAAAAAGACUCUCAUCAUCACAGGUGGACAUAGAAAAUGACUGCACCAAGUUAUCAGUGGAACAAGAAGUUCAUGUAACACUGGAAACGUUCCCUUCUUAUUGUGGCGCCAACUGGACUCAAGCUUAUACAGCUCCAGGAUGCACCAAAAAGGAUCUUCGUCGCCAUGUUCCUGAUUGCAUAACAGGUAAACUCUUGUACAAAUUAAAUGCUGAGGAGAAAUCUCUCACUGUCAAUGUGACGGAGAUGCGUGAAGACCACACAUACAACCUCCGCCUGUGCCAUGACAAGGGCUACGUCUGCAUGAGCGCAGGACCUCUGACAGUAAUAAAGAAAGAAGACCCUAUUAAAAGUGCAACCCUGUCAUAUGCCAAGGUGGUGCCUUGUCUUUGCAUUGAGGGCUGGUCCAAUGUCCUUGAUGCGCACAGAGUCCGGGUGUGCCCUUUCAGACAGCAUGUGGAGGAACUAUGGACGGGAAUAACCUUUGACCCAACUGAAGUGUCGCUGUCGUGGCACCCCCAGUGUCCGCUUACCGCACGGGUCACGCUUUGCCAAAAACAGGAGCAAAACGACUGCAUUGAUAUCCCACACACCUCACAUAACGUCAGCAAGCAAAAGGUCAAAUUUGUAGGUGUUGAGUCACAUCCUCAGCUGUGCUUGAAGUUUUCUGUCGAAGCUGAAGACUGGAUCAGAUGUCCUUUUGACAAUAGAAUAUUCACAGUGUGGGAGGUUUCCAGAAACGAUAAAGGCGAUGUGGUGCUGUUUUCCCCUGCUCCUGGGAUCUUCUCUGUGGACUUGUGUGACCUGGAGUCUGUGCUGCCUUCACAAACCUGCCUGUCCACACAAGGCUUCACUGUGGAAGUGGAGAAGAUGGCAUCAGUUGAAGUACCACUACCGACAGAGAUUCUCCCCCAAACAUUUUGCCUUCAGGUUAGAAGGAAGGAUCUACGCUACUCAACAACACAUGUUCACUGUUUUGAUCAGAAUUCAAAGACAUCCUUUCCAACAUGGAUCAUCGCAUCAGCUGGAGUGCUGCUGGCUCUCGUCAUUCUUACCAUGUUGGUGCUGCACAUUUGGUUAACCGUUCACCAGAAAAUGAUGGUCAAGAGCAAAGACUCCCCAUGCCUCUAUGAAGCUCACAAAGAUGUUCCUCCUGUGUGUGUGGUAUCUGCUCCAGAGCCCGACUCAGCUACAAACAAUAACAAUGAAAAGGUCAACCUCUUAUCUGACUGA